Aricia agestis (brown argus) is the source of this 4816-nucleotide messenger RNA. RefSeq names its product cilia- and flagella-associated protein 43. NCBI's taxonomy places the organism in Eukaryota, Metazoa, Arthropoda, Insecta, Lepidoptera, Lycaenidae. Gene Ontology annotation, biological process: cilium assembly. Gene Ontology annotation, cellular component: axoneme. The record is from RefSeq and is a predicted model, not a curated record. Gene Ontology annotation, molecular function: protein binding. The transcript is spliced from 31 exons. Bases 19 to 4779 code for a protein of 1586 amino acids.
AUAGACGGUUUAAAGACGAUGGUAGAGGAUAAUUUGAAAUCUGAUGGCGAAAAAGCUCAAGUCAGAUGGGCGAUACCCCAGCGUGUACAUUUCAUGACGUUUAUUGGUCGAGAUGUGUUGGCGGUAGCUCACGAUGUCUUCAUCAUAUUUUUCAACUUAAAAUAUAACACAGAACACGUGUAUGAAGCCAACUGUUUUGAAAAAGGAGAUGGGGUUGAUGUCAUUGCCGGCUAUAAAACAAACACGUUUGCGUUUGCUGAGAAAUGUACGCCAACCCCACGUAUCCUAGUCAUGACGUAUCCAGCAUUGAAAAUUGUUGCCGAACUGAAGGACCACGAAGUAAAUCGCUACAAGGCUCUUGCUAUGAUGGAAAACGAGCUGCUAGCGGGCGUCAGUGGAUUCCCGCAGUACGCGCUGUCGGUGUGGAGCUGGCGGAGCCGGCAGCGGCUGCUGUCUAUCCCCACGGCCGUGGUGCGGCGGAGGCAAAGCAUUGUGCCAAGUCGCACUCACCUCAUGAUAGGCCAGUGUUGGGAGGGCGGGAUCAACGUGUGGGAAGUGACUCAGUGCCACAAGGUCGCCUUGGUGAUGAAGCGGCCCCUGGAUGAGGCUACGGGGUGGGAGGUCUCUGACCCUCCCCUCAGGGCCAUCUGCUGGAGCAGCGACGGUCAACUCUAUGCUAUUGACGAGAAUGCUCAUUUAUACAGCUUGACUUUCGAUGGGGUUGGUUUGGUGAAACAGUUGGAAUGGUCGGAAAAUAUAGAAGGGAAAAACCGAACCUGUAUGUGUACGUACAACACCGGAAUGUUAAUUUAUGGGCCAGACAACUGUGUUAGAGUACUUAAAAAGUCAGAUACGAAAUGGACAGUGAGCUGGUUUUAUAGACCAAGAGAUGUCGUGAUUAAACUAGUUUCAAAUUUUGCGACUGAUUUAGCUAUCAUGUGGACUGAAAAGGGAUUUGUUUACAAGAUAACGACGGAAUUGGAAGAUAACAUUGAAGCCAAAUUAAUAUCAUUUAAACAGAGAAACAUUAAAAAGAUCCAACUCCUUGCUCCGAGCUAUGCACAUAUUGUGACACUGGAUGAUGGCGGCACGCUCUGUAGUUACGAGGUGAUGACUGGAAAAUUGGAAACAAUAAAAUAUCUAAGCGGAGAGGACAUAACUUUACAAGCGAGUCCGACAGACCCAUUGCUAGUAGUGGUCGGCGCGGUUGAACCAAACUAUGGCCUGGCCUUACUCAAAUGGGAACACAACGACCUGCAAAAGAUUGGCGAAGCUUGUCUCACGUAUCAAAUUAUAUCCAAAGCAACGUUUUCCCCUGAUGGCAGGACUUUAGUAGUCGCUGCUAUGUCCGCUGGCGAUGUAUUUAUUUAUAACGUAAGUGAAGAUUUUAAGUUGAGUUUAAUGACGUACACGGAACUUGGACGCAGUCUUGUCGACUGUGUUCUAAUGCAAGUCGGUGAGCUUGUGAGGCUAUUUUGCGUGGUACUCUCCUCGGACCAACAUGCAAUUGGUGAACGUAUAAUAUGCAUAAACGCGAAAACUGGUGAAAAAAACAAAUUAGAGGGUAAGCUGGCAGGUCCCUACUCACAACUAGUGUCUGCAGGACCCGGCAAGAUCCUAGCCGUGCCACACCGCUCGACACAAAUGCAUCUACUAGAAUUCAUUGCAUUGAACGACAUAGUACAUUUGAAGAUGCAUCCAGCUAUAAACACGGGUCACGAACUUAAACAGUACAAUAUCGUAUAUAAUGACGAAAGUGUGUUGACUUAUGGAUACGACGGCACCGCUAUAUUCCAACAUCUUCAUCAUACUGAAGAAAAUGAGGAUUUAAUGAAACUAGUAGUCACUCAUCGCUAUGAAGGAGGCAUCAAAGAAGCUUGUAUUGACAACAAGAAAUCAGUGCUGGUACAUUUAGCAAAUCAUGGGACGAGCUCAGUGCAUCUUUUGCAAAGUGAAGAUUCGAAUAACGAAGUAACUUUUGAACCGCCAGAUCCACUAAUGUUUGAAGAAUAUUACUAUGAUAGUAACAAUGUUAUAACUAUUUUCGAUAAAGAUGCAAAGAACUAUUUGGAUGAGGAAGAAGAGAAAAAAAUAAAAGAGGAAGAGAUAGCAUCGAAACAGCAACGCGACGAAAUAAUUUUAUCAUUAGAGAGCGUUAAGAUACAACUUGUAGAUUUACUCGAAAAUAACCUGCAGUCGAACGAGCCAGAAUAUCCGCAGUUACCUCUCAGUGAAUUCUUGUUACAUUCGGAAUAUAAAAGGGAUAGGCAAAAGCAGGCGGAAAAAGAGCGAGAACAAAUACAAAUAGAAACAGACGCCCGCAUUCAAGCAUUGAACAAAGUAUCUGAUUGGAUCAAGAAGCAUUGCUGGGACGUGGUUUUGACGCCAUGUACCAAACUCUUUGCAAUUUUCAGUCAUUAUCAAGUAGAAAAUUUCGCAGUUUUACCAACUCAACGCAACAAUUGGCCAGAAUUGCAGCAAAUCGAAGCUCUUAGAACAAUUGAAAUGGAAAACGACAGUGAUGUUUUUCGACCUGAAGAAGAACAAAUGGAAACCAUUAGUGUAGACGAUAAGGCUUUAGCCUUAGUUUCUCAAACAACUGAAGUCGAAGGCUGGAAAAGCUUACAAUCACAAACGCCCAUACUUUCGGAGACGGAAAUUUCAGAUGAGAGUAAUCCGUAUGUGUUGGCUGGAUCAACUGCACACGAUUUGAUUGAAAUACCAAAAAUAAUGAUACCGCAGACAAUGAGCUACAGUUUCCUGCAUAUGAAUUGGAUGCAACACAUAGUGAAGUUAAAUGUUCAAAACCUUCGAUUAUGGUUCAAUAAGGAAUUCGACGAUUUGAUGAAUCAGAAGAAACGUGAAAUGUCUCAUGUCCAAAAUAUUAACUCAAGACUUCGGUUCAUCGUUCAAGAACUAAAUACGCUAUCUGAUCUAAGAGGCAGUUACCAUCAUCUCACUAUUGGAAUACAAGACCCGGAAUGGGAUCAAGAAGAACAACCGGAAAAGCUUAUAAAAGUUGAAGCAGAAGAGGUCACCGUACCACCAUACAUAAGCCCCAGUCAGAUAGUAAUACCGCCGCCCGAACCACAACCCAAAGACGAUUUUCGUGAACGAGCUUUGAUGGAGAUGAUGGAUGGAGUGCUGGAGAAACUAUGGCAUGAGGAGAUAAAGAAACCGAUACAACUACCGCAGUGUAUAAUUGAAAAAGAUCCGGAACAUUUUAACGAAGAUGACUUGCGAGAAGUAUUCGACUAUGAAGCUAAAGUGGCAGGUAGAAACGAAGAGAGAGACAAGUACAGGAAGAUGCUUCACGCUGAGUAUGCUAAACUCUCACAAACGUUGAAUGAAGGAAUCGUAAAGUUUAACCAAAAGGUCAAAGAUAUGUGGCUAACAAAGCUAAAGGUAGAUUCUAUAAUAGGACAAGAGAACUUGAAUCUUAUGCGCUUGAGGAGAAUUAAUCUCGACAGAGUUGAAAGUGCAGAGAAAAUUGAAGAUCUAAGGCUCGAAAUAAGCAAGUACGAAGCAGAGGGAGAGAUGCUUCAACAGGAGCUUAUAACAAUACAAUCAAACACCGAGCAAUGCCAAGCAAUCUACGAGGGACUGAUCCAAAAGGAGAAACAGCAGGAAAAGACCUUCAAGAACCAUUUUGUGGAUGUCUCGCCCGUUGUCGCCGAUCAGUGCUAUAAGUUCUACAAGAGGCGUCCUAAAUGGCAAGCCCGUGGCAAUCUGACUCCAGCGGCACUGCAAGAGAUGGCAACGGCAGUAGUAACAGGCGUGCGGCCACCCCUCAUGCAUCCCGACUGUCUAGAAUUUCUCAAAAGCGUUGACCAGUUGGAUCACAUUAGCAACAUGCCGCCAGUUAUGGACGAGACCGUGUGGUCGACGAUGUGUAGGCUGCGACGUGCCAAGAUUGAAAAUGAAAUACGCUUACGUGCUAUGAGCGCGGAAGUAUCGUGUGCGGAGAGCGCGGCGAAUGUGUGGCGCGCGGGCGUGGCGGCGCGGCGCUCGCGAGCGGCCCGCGCGCGCGCUCGCGUACUCGAACUGCGCCAGGCAACGGAGCAUGAUGCGCGCAACCGAACGCUGCAGUUGGUCAUGCGAGCGGGCCAGGUGGAAAUAGUUUCGACUGGACAUAUCGAAGACUUCGAAGAUGCUAUUCUUCUUCCUCGAGACGAAAUCGAGGAAAUCAACAACGUCAUACUACAAGUGGGCGAGCUGAAGUUGAAGUUGAUGCGGCAACAAGUGGAGUUCCGCAAGGGGAUCCUGGCGAAGGAGUGGGAGCACGCGCAGAUGAAGAUGAAGCUGCGACACAUGGAGCAGGAGCUCGCCUCCUAUAGACGGCUCAAGCUCCCCAAAGAACUACAGUGGUAUCUAAAGAAUAAGAUGCUCGGGCGUACCGAUGAACAAGAGUACAUUCGAAUGGAGAAAGAAAUAGAGGCGUCAAAAGUGUCCGUCAACAGAGAACUUACUGAAGAGAUAAAGAAAGUUGAGGAGGUUGAGCUUAAAAAGAGUCAAGUGGAAGCGCACUUGAAGCACUUGGAGACGCUGAUCGGCAACCUCAACGCUAAAGUGUCUGAGAAGAAGUUGAACGAGGACCCACUGAUGCCCAUCAAAAUACGAAAUGUUUAUAAGGAACGGAUGGAAACUUUGAUCAUGCGCAGUAAGCUCAUAAGAGAAGUGCAAGCGAACCACACGAGAAUAGUUCUACUGCAGACUGAGUUGGAACUACUGAGGCUGAAAACGUACCCCACCCUCGCCACGUUUAGAACACUAGAGUAACUUUAAACUUUAACGCGUAGUUUCCUAGUUAAUUUCA